CGCGAGGCUCACAUCUCUCUCUCCAUCAGCCGCGGCGAGACAAUCGCCGACAGCUUCGACGGAAUCGACCUCCGCUGGCGGCUGAACUCCGCCUCCUCCGGCGAGAACUCGGGAUCAAGCAAACCGUCGUCGUCGUCGUCAUCGGAGAGGACGACGUUCCAGCUGAGCUUCGAGAAGAAGUUCAUGGACAAGGUGGUAGGGUUUUACCUGCCGCACGUGCUGGAGGCGGCGAAGGAGGUAAAGGCGGAGAAAAAGAAGGUCAGGCUGUUUUCGCUUGGGUCGUACGGAGGACGCAUGGAAGGGCCGUGGAGCUCGGUGGAUUUCGACCAUCCGUCGACGUUCGAGACGAUGGCGAUGGAGGAGAAGGUGAAGAAAAUGGUGGUGGAGGAUUUGGACAGGUUUGUGGAGAGGAAGGAGUUUUAUAAGAGA
Molecule: messenger RNA, 429 nt
Organism: Morus notabilis
Lineage: Eukaryota; Viridiplantae; Streptophyta; Magnoliopsida; Rosales; Moraceae
Product: AAA-ATPase At5g17750-like
Exons: 1
Source: RefSeq, a predicted model, not a curated record